GUUGAUGCUUGCUCGAACCUCUCAGUCUCCAGCGUAAGUGGAUUCAGACCAAGCUGUGAUAUGCUGACUGUGUGUGCGUGAUGGAGAGAUUGAACAAGCAAUGGCUCCUGAUGUCAGUCCUGCUUGGCUGUAUCCAGGCAGGUACCAGCCAGACAUCUUACUGUAACUUCUCAGUCCCUGGCAGCAUCUAUGACUACCAGGCGAUAGCCCUAAAUGGGAGCAGGAUCAUCCCCUUAAGCGAAUACGCUGGGAAAACCGUGCUGAUCGUCAACGUGGCAACGUUCUGAGGACUGACACAACAGUACGUUGAAAUGAAUGCACUACACACACAACUGAAACCCUAUGGCUUCACAAUCCUCGCCUUCCCUGCCAAUCAGUUUGGAAAACAGGAACCAGGAACCAAUGAAGAGAUAUACCCCUUGUUAAAGUAUGUCCGCCCCGGGGGAGGUUACGUACCAAACUUCCAGCUGUUCCAGAAGGGCGACGUGAAUGGUGAUAACGAACAGGCCCUAUUCACCUAUCUGAAGCGCGCCUGUCCUCCGGUGGGUGAAAGUUUCGGAGACCCCGACAUGCUGUUCUGGCAGCCCAUCAAAAUCUCCGACAUCAAGUGGAACUUUGAGAAGUUUCUCGUUGGUCCGCAUGGAAAACCUGUCCAACGCUGGUACCCCCGGAUACCCAUGUCCGUAGUCAAGAGGGACAUCAUCCAGUACAUGCAUAGCCUGCACCUCCAACAAAAGUCCGGCUAAACGCUGCUCAACACACUUUGCUCGUGUCAUUGAACGAUGGUUCGAUUUAGCUCAGCGAGUUUUUCUCCCAUUACUUCACCUCACCUCCCACCUUCUUCACCGCUCUCUCUCUCACUUCAUCCCCACCACCCAUCCCUCUCCCCCUCCCAUCGCCCCACUUCUCUCUCUCGGUCCCCCUCCACUCCCCUCUCCUCACUACCUUCCACCCUUCAUCAGUCUAUAUUUAAUCCUGUCCUUCUUCCAACCUUAGGUCCCAAUCUCCCCUCUCUCCCUCUUCGUUUCCCUUCCAACUCUCUACUAUCCUGCUCUCCAUUUCCCCGCCCAUCUAUCUGUCCUUUCCCUUCCAAGCUCCCCUUCCCCCUCCGUACUUCUUUCUCGUCGCCUCCAUCCCUUCUGCACGAUCAUUCCACUUUAAGCCCCUUUCCUAUCUACUGCACCUCCUCCUUCCCUCCCUCCCUCCUCCUCCUGCCCCUCACCCCCCCCCCCCCACAAUGAACUGAUGCACCCACCAACCGGGGAGUCUCCCGUCACCUUGGGAGAAGAUUCCUCCCCCAAGUAUCACACUCCCUCGGCUAAAUCCAACCAUCAUCAGACACACGAGGAACGUAUAGAGUUAGCUGCUUUCACUCUUUGUCUCCGAGCUCCCACGUAAGCCCCAGGGUGGGGAAGGGGUUGGAACUUGACGAGAAGACAACUGCAGGAUGACGAUCAGAUCUACAAGCAGCCUCGGCGGCCAGUUCUGGUUUGAAACUGUGCCGAGUUCAGGUCCGGCUCUUGUGCAUUCGGGCUGCCUGCUACUCAGCACGGGUCACUCUGUCUCUCCGUCUACUGCAGCUCCACCCCCACCUGUCGCAACCCAGAAAGCUCAUCCAACAAUAUCCAACAAUAAACCACCUUUUGCGAACCUGA
Messenger RNA from Pristis pectinata (smalltooth sawfish), 1655 nucleotides. RefSeq names its product glutathione peroxidase 3 (gene gpx3). The record is from RefSeq and is a predicted model, not a curated record. Gene Ontology annotation, biological process: response to oxidative stress. The transcript is spliced from 5 exons. Gene Ontology annotation, molecular function: glutathione peroxidase activity. Lineage: Eukaryota; Metazoa; Chordata; Chondrichthyes; Rhinopristiformes; Pristidae.